Messenger RNA from Columba livia (rock pigeon), 3316 nucleotides. It is a transcript of the gene EIF1AX, whose product is annotated as eukaryotic translation initiation factor 1A X-linked. The record is from RefSeq and is a predicted model, not a curated record. Gene Ontology annotation, cellular component: cytoplasm. Gene Ontology annotation, biological process: translational initiation. Lineage: Eukaryota; Metazoa; Chordata; Aves; Columbiformes; Columbidae. Bases 219 to 653 code for a protein of 144 amino acids. Gene Ontology annotation, molecular function: translation initiation factor activity; RNA binding. The transcript is spliced from 7 exons.
GGGAGGCGGCGAGUCCGCCCACAAGCCAGGGGGCGCCGUGGGUCAGAUCGGCGGCAGCGGCCGGAACGCACGAGUCAGGCGCUGCCCCGGCCCCGCCGCGCGAGGAGUCGCCGCCGAUCCCGCGCGGAGCCUCUGCCCGCCUCCGCCUCGCGAGAGCCGCGUGAAGCCCCAACCGCCGCCCCUGCCCGCAGCCCCUCCGCGGCGGAGCGCCCGGCGCCAUGCCCAAGAAUAAAGGCAAAGGAGGUAAAAACAGGCGACGAGGUAAGAAUGAGAAUGAAUCAGAAAAAAGAGAACUGGUGUUCAAGGAAGAUGGGCAAGAAUAUGCCCAGGUGAUCAAGAUGUUAGGCAAUGGAAGACUGGAGGCCUUAUGUUUUGAUGGCGUGAAGAGGUUAUGUCAUAUUAGAGGGAAACUAAGAAAAAAGGUUUGGAUAAAUACAUCUGAUAUUAUAUUGGUUGGCUUAAGAGACUACCAGGAUAACAAGGCUGAUGUUAUUCUAAAGUACAACGCAGAUGAAGCCAGAAGUCUGAAAGCAUAUGGGGAGCUUCCAGAACAUGCUAAAAUCAAUGAAACAGACACAUUUGGUCCUGGAGAUGAUGAUGAAAUCCAGUUUGAUGAUAUUGGAGAUGAUGAUGAAGACAUUGAUGACAUCUAAUUUGGAACAGAGGUUUACAUUCCGACGUUUUUCCUCCAAGGAUUGUUCUACAUUGAUAUUUCGAUUAUUUUUUGGGUGAAGUCCCUUUCUUUUAAGAAGACUGAAGAUUCUCGGUAAAGAGUGUAGUUUGUUACAUCAAAAGGAUUUAUUUUCAAUGUUUGUUUUAAAGUAUUUAUAUUUCUUUAGAAAUGGAUAAUGCUGGAUUAUCACGAAGGUUCAAUGAAACGCCACAAAUAUUUUGUCUCUUCACCAAUUAGAGCUUUUAUCUCUGGAUGUGAGAUACAGUGACAUGGGCUGUAAAAGACUGCAUUCCCGCUUCUGCUUUCAUCACUACAAUUCCAGUUAAACUUGUAUUUUGAAAUAAAAGUUGUUUACCCUGUAAUUAUCAUGGAUUUUGAUUAAACACAAGUACCCAGUUGAGAUUCGUAUCAAAUCAUACUAUGCAGUGUUUGUCCUUAUACCCCUUGCCUUGAUGUUAACUUUGAAAAGAUUUUGGUAAUAUAAAAGGAAGGCAGAGAUCUGCAUUUAAAUUCAUAAUGUAUGAUGAAUCUGCUUUUCGCGUCUAGUAGCAUGCUGCUAUUUUUAUACUGAUUUUGAUAAUUAAAAACACUCAUUAUUUCAAAGAUGUAAAUUUGCCACAGCAGAGGGGUAGGGGAGAAGGAAAGCUAAAAAUUUAGCAGCAUCUCAGCUUUGCAGUUGAAAACUGUCUUGUAUGCAGAGCUGUUCUAAGUACAGUGGUCAAGCUGUAGUUGCAGAAGAUGAACACUGGGUGGCACCCAACUUAACAGGGAUACAAUACUACAAAACGUUAAUAGUUGGGUUUGUGCUGAAAAAUACAUAAACUAGUUUUUCCCCGAAGCAAAUGCUUAACAUUCUUGAUAUGUUAAACAUGUAGAAUAUUUUUACAUUAUAGAAAAGGUUAUGUUUAGAGUUUUAAUUUCAUCUUAAAUUUUCCAUACAUUGUAAGGUACAACUUUAAAGGUUAUGUGAACUUUGAAUAACAAUAUAAAUGGGAAAAUUUCUGUUGAAUAUAGGAAAAGGAUCUUUUCAUCCAGAAUAAAUCACUGAAACAAACUAAUGGAAAGAUUCUUCUCCACCUUCAGACUGGAGGAGUCAAUUAAGAAGCUGAAUAAAGACUAACAUCAUCAUGCAAAUAUUAUUUUGUGGUAGCCUUAGUUUCUUUGUCUUCAAUUAUGUAUUUAACAACUCUGAAAGCAGGUUAAUGGAAAACUUCCUUUUGUGCCAUAAAAAUCUGGUUCUUGACACUUGUAUUCGUUAUACAGUCUUUUUGCUAUGAUGUAAAGUGACUACCCCAAUAGAUAAAAACAAAAUGGCUUUAAAUAUGGAGUGGCCUCAUUGCUUUAUAUGAUUUUUAAAGAGAAGUUUGGGGCUAGAUUUGAACUUCCAGAGCUUUUGCAGAAACAUCUUCUUAUUUACUUUUUUCUUUCAAUAUAGUGGCUAUUUUCCUUAUGUGGAUCUGGUAUCUCAUUCUAGGGAUAAGGAUUUCUUAGUACUAAGUAAUUUUGCCAAAUGUUUCAUGGAUUUUAAAUAUCUAUUGUACAAACUUGCUAAAUAUUGGAAAAAGAUACUACCACUGAUCUUCAGGUAUAUCAAUUUACUGUCUUUAUGUGCCUAAAAGGUUCAAUUAUAUCAAGCAACAUAAAUGCUGUAAUGUUUCAGACUAAGGUUUAUAAACCAUUCUCAAGCUCAUUGGUUUCCUCAACAUACUAAGUAGACUAUGAGCAGCUUGGAAAAUGGUCAAAAGCUCUCAAAACUGAUCUUGAUGUGCAAGUGCAGACAGUGUCUGUUCUUUCAGUUGUGCUAACAGAAAUGUUGGUGAUCAAAUUACAAUGAAUGUUUACUGAAGAUACAGUUAUUAUAGAAAUUAUACUUGCCAAAACCAAUCUUGUACAUGUGGGAAAAAUGUAAAGUGAAUGGUCGGUGGUAAGGAGAAAUACAAAUGAUUGUAGUGCUGUUGUAAGGAACUUAUUUCACUGGACCUGAGUUCCCCAGUGUAACAGAGACUUCACCUGUGGGACAAAAAUGAAACUGUUCCUGGCAGAAUUGGUCAUGGUUUGCCAUGAGGUUCCUUCCAAUCUUAAUUGCUCCCAGGCUCACACCUGGCUCACCCUGAACUCUGCAAAGUUUUUAAGGAAGUUUCCAAUUUAAUUAUUAAUUUAUUUUUAAUGCUCUGGCUCAGGACCGUGUGAUUCCUACUUAUGAGCUAGGCUGCAUUGCCUUCCUUGAACACACUUCCUCAUCUUGUUUCUCUGACCACUCCUUUCAUAGCCCAAUCUAGAGAGUUUUAAAUUGUCCCUUCUUGCUUCUCUUUUCUUUAGAAGGGAAAAACAGCUUGCACAAGUAACUCUCUUUUCAGUGUCUCCAGCUAAAGAACAGCAGUAGAACAGCAGCUGCCAGGUAGAGGCUUGCAAGACUGCUGACACUAAAGCAAUGAAAGGUGCUCAUCUGAGAGAGUAUUUUCUAGAUAAUUUUUUAAUAACUCUUGUUUGAAUUUGGGAACUGCUGCUCACUUUUUAUCUAUAGUGUAAAAUUGAAAGUAAAGAUUCAAAAAUUAAUUUUCUGCAGCUAAAGUAUAAACUUUGUGUUCUCUAAGAUGUUUCUUACUUUGAGGUCUUCUCUGCGAUUAAAACUUUGAAACAUGA